AUGUGCAUGAGGAUUGAAGAUGACCCAUUUCCUGUAGCCAGUAUUGAAGCUAAAGAAAGGGGAAAUGCUCUGAAUGCCCAGGCUGCCCUCUCCCAGGCUCGGGAACACCAGCUUGCCUCUGCCUCGGAGCUCCCCUUGGGCUCUCAGCCAGCCCCUCAGCCCCCAGUACCCCGUCCAGGGCACUGUGAGGGAGCUGCAGCAGGGCUCAAGGCAGCCCAGGGACCGCCCCUUCCUGCUGUGCCUCCAAAUGCAGUUGUCCUGGCCUGCACACAGGAGGCCCUCCUGCAGAAGCUGACCUGGGCCUCAGCUGAGCUGGGCUCUAGCGCCUCCCUGGAGACUAGCAUCCAGCUGUGUAGCCUAAUCCAGGCUUGUGCUGAGGCUCUGCGCAGCCUUUGGCAGCUGCAACACUCAGAGGCCCCUCCUGAGAAAAACCCUGCGUGGUCCUGCCCUCAGGCCUUGGUCUUUUCUGUUUCUUCUGCCUCAAAUGCCGUUCCUCCAAACACUCACAAUUGGUCCCCCAGUUCCUUCAGGUCUCAGAUCAAAUGUCACUUCGCCACUCUAUAUUGA
This is a messenger RNA of Odobenus rosmarus divergens (Pacific walrus), 567 nucleotides long. RefSeq names its product Sjoegren syndrome/scleroderma autoantigen 1-like. Bases 1 to 567 code for a protein of 188 amino acids. The record is from RefSeq and is a predicted model, not a curated record. Lineage: Eukaryota; Metazoa; Chordata; Mammalia; Carnivora; Odobenidae. The transcript is spliced from 3 exons.